Molecule: messenger RNA, 2946 nt
Organism: Dovyalis caffra
Lineage: Eukaryota; Viridiplantae; Streptophyta; Magnoliopsida; Malpighiales; Salicaceae
Source: the annotation of a GenBank genome assembly
AUGAACCCUUCUCUCCUCACUUCCUCUCAUUCCACUUCUUUCCUCUCCCCUCCCCCUCUCAAGCUCACUCCUUCCUCUCUAACGCUUCCUAAACGCCACCGAAAGAGAGAGCUAACAGGAGUUCAACCUAUAGUGAGCAAUCUCUCGCCGCCACUAAGAUUAGUGAGCUCGGCGAUAAUCCUAGCUGGAGCUUUAGCUGCUGGGUAUGGUUUAGGGACUAAGUUCGGUGGCGGGUCUCGGAAUUUGGCUCUUGGUGGUGCUGCCGUGGCCGGGGCGGCUGGUGGGGCGGUGGUGUUUGCGUUGAAUUCGGCUGUUCCCGAGGUUGCGGCGAUAAAUUUGCAUAAUUAUGUUUCUGGGUUUGAUGAUCCUACUCAAGUUAGUAAAGAAGAGAUUGAAGGCAUUGCCAAAAAGUAUGGUGUGAGCAAGCAAGAUGAGACAUUUAAUCAAGAGCUUUGUGAUAUAUACUGCCGGUUUGUGUCCUCUGUCCUUCCUCCUGGGGGUGAAGAACUUAAGGGAAAUGAAGUUGAAACAAUUGUCAACUUCAAAAAUGCUUUGGGCAUUGAUGACCCAGAUGCGGCUAGCAUGCAUGUGGAGCUUGGGAGACGGAUUUUUAGGCAAAGGCUUGAAACUGGAGAUCGUGAUGGUGAUGUAGAGCAGCGUCGGGCAUUUCAGAAACUGAUAUAUGUUUCAACUCUUGUUUUUGGAGAAGCAUCAUCAUUUCUUUUACCUUGGAAGCGUGUUUUCAAGGUCACCGAUUCCCAGGUUGAAAUUUCUAUCCGUGAUAAUGCCCAGAGGUUAUAUGCUUCAAAGCUAAAAUCAGUUGGCAAAGAUAUUGAUGUGGAUCAGCUUGUUAACCUCAGACAAGCACAGAUUUCUUAUCGACUUUCUGAUGAGCUUGCAGAGGACUUGUUUAGGCAGCGUACAAGAAAACUGAUUGAGGAAAAUAUUUCAGCGGCACUUGAUAGAUUGAAAUCCAGAACUAGAACAAUCCAGGAUGUUGCGAAAGUUGUGGAAGAGCUUGAUAAGAUGCUGGAAUUCAACAAUAAGCUUAUUUCAUUAAAGAACCAUGCUGAUGCAGCUUUGUUUGCCCGUGGAGUUGGUCCAGUUUCUGUACUAGGUGGUGAGUAUGAUAAUGAGAGAAAGAUAGACGACUUGAAGCUCCUUUAUAGGGCAUAUAUAACAGAUGCGUUAUCAGGUGGUCGCAUGGAAGAACAUAAGCUUGCUGCAUUAAACCAAUUGAAGAAUAUAUUUGGUUUAGGUAAACGGGAAGCAGAAACAAUUAUACUUGACGUUACUUCAAAGGUAUACCGUAAACGACUUGCUCAGGCUGUUUCAAGUGGUGAUUUAGAAUUUGCCGAUAGCAAAGCAGCCUUCCUACAAAAUCUCUGCGAGGAGUUGCACUUUGAUCCACAGAAAGCCACUGAGAUUCAUGAAGAAAUUUACUGGCAAAAGCUUCAGCAAUGCACAGCUGAUGGAGAGUUGAGUGAUGAGGAUGUUAAAGCACUGACCCGUUUGAGAGUCAUGCUAUGUAUUCCUCAGGAAACUAUUGAUGCUGCUCAUUCUGAUAUAUGUGGCAGUUUAUUUGAAAAGGUGGUUAAAGAUGCAAUUGCUUCAGGGGUUGAUGGCUAUGAUGCUGAUGUUAAGAAGGCUGUAAGAAAGGCUGCUCAUGGCUUGCGCUUAACACGGGAGGCUGCUAUGUCUAUUGCUGGCAAGGCGGUCCGAAGGAUUUUAUUAAACUACGUAAAGCGAGCACGGAUGGCUGAAAACCGCACUGAGGGUGCUAAAGAACUAAGGAAAUUGAUUGCCUUCAAUUCAUUAGUGGUGACUGAACUGGUGGCUGACAUAAAAGGGGAAUCUUCUGUUACUCCUCCAGAAGAGCCUAGUAAGGUGGAAGAAAAGCAAAUUGAAGAUGAUGAGGAAUGGGAUGACGAGGAAUGGGAGAACCUUGACACACUUAAGAAAAUCAGACCUAGUAAGGAGGUUGCUGCAAAGAUGGGUAAGCCUGGCCAGACGGAGAUAAACCUUAAAGAUGACCUUCCUGAAAGGGAUAGGACUGACCUGUACAAGACAUAUCUACUUUACUGCUUAACUGGGGAAGUUACCAGAAUUCCAUUUGGUGCUCAAAUCACCACAAAAAAGGAUGAUUCAGAGUACCUUUUGCUGAAUCAGCUUGGUGGAAUUUUGGGUUUGACUGUGAAGGAAAUUGUGGAAGUCCAUAGGAGCCUAGCUGAGCAGGCAUUUAGGCAACAAGCUGAGGUAAUUUUAGCUGAUGGACAAUUGACGAAAGCCAGGAUUGAGCAGCUCAAUGACGUGCAGAAGCAAGUUGGCUUGCCACCUGAGUAUGCACAGAAAGUGAUAAAGGAUAUUACAACUACAAAAAUGGCAGCUGCUCUUGAAACUGCUAUCAAUCGAGGGAGGCUCAAUAUGAAGCAGAUAAGAGAGCUCAAGGAAGCAAGUAUUGACUUCAACAGCUUGAUAUCUGAAAACUUGCGAGAAAACCUGUACAAGAAAACUGUAGAUGAAAUUUUCUCGUCAGGCACUGGGGAUUUUAACGAAGAGGAAGUCUAUGAGAAAAUCCCAGAAGAUCUAAACAUUAAUGCUGAGAAGGCUAAAGGGGUUGUCCAUGACCUUGCACGGGGUAGACUAUCAAACUCACUUAUUCAGGCUGUGGCGCUACUAAGGCAGAGAAAUCAACAAGGAGUGGUUUCCAGUCUUAAUGACUUACUGGCUUGUGAUAAAGCUGUGCCUUCAGAGCCAUUGACAUGGGAGGUGCCAGAGGAGCUAGCUGAUUUGUACUUCAUCUACAUGAAAAAUAACCCAGCACCAGAAAAACUGUCCCGUCUGCAGUAUUUGUUGGGCAUAAGUGAUUCAGCUGCCACUGCUCUUGGAGAGAUGAAAGAUAGAGAGCUCUCAGUUGGGGCGGAGGAAGAAAAGUUUGUGUUCUAA